Molecule: messenger RNA, 1626 nt
Organism: Exophiala bonariae
Lineage: Eukaryota; Fungi; Ascomycota; Eurotiomycetes; Chaetothyriales; Herpotrichiellaceae
Exons: 1
Coding region: 1-1626 (541 amino acids)
Molecular function (GO): oxidoreductase activity
Source: RefSeq, a predicted model, not a curated record
AUGCAAGUGUCAAAUGAUAGCCAUCAGUCAACGAAGAGGGAGUAUCGACGUGGGAUAUCAAGAUCAACGUUUACUCAAACCACGACUCAGUGGAAAGAGAACCGGCUUCUCCAGCGCUUUGCCGAAAUGACACCGGCCCUUGGCCACGUAUGCGAGUUCCACGACGGAGAGCACUACCACCAUCCAGAUCUCGUCGAUCAAGACGACCUCCGGGCUGAGUUCGCCCUUGCCAUGUCGGCCAUGUACAAGCAAGAAGUCCCGCUAUAUGGUGAUCUUGUGCAAAUCGUCCGAGAAGUCAACCAAGCUGUGAUUGAGGAAGGUAACACAGCUAACAGAGCUUUUGAGGAAGAACGCCUUGACCUGGAGGGCCAUGGUGCCAUCAGAUUGGGCUCAGAACAGGAACUCAGGGUGAUUCGCAGAGUCUUUGCACUCAUCGGGUUGUAUCCAGUGGGGUAUUAUGACCUUUCUGUUGCAGACCUGCCUAUGCACGCAACUGCCUUCCGACCGGUCUCACAACGGGCUCUUGCGCGCAACCCAUUUCGAGUCUUCACUACAAUUUUACGUCCGAACCUACUGGAGCCUCGGUCACGCGAACUCGCACUUUCCAUGAUUCUCCGUCGCAAGAUAUUCACCGACCAGCUCCUCGACCACAUUGAGCAGGGCGAGGCACAUGGUGGAUUUACUCGCAUUCAAGCCUCGUCGUUCAUUCACGAGGCCUUGAACACGUUCCGUUGGCAACACUCUGCCGCGUGUUCAUUCGAAGAUUACCAAACACUCAAGUCGGAACAUCCUAUCCUAGCAGAUAUCUCUUGUUUUGGAACAGCACAUAUCAAUCACUUAACACCCCGGACGCUGGAUAUUGAUCGCGCGUACACUCUCAUGAAGUCUCGAGGUCUCAAAGUCAAAGACGGUAUUGAGGGGCCACCACGUCGAUCUGUGCCAGUCUUGCUGCGACCAACCAGCUUCUUGGCAUUGGAAGAACGCACGCUCUUCAGGGGUCGGGGUGGUCUUGCGACAGCGGUCUUCCAAGGCAUGCACAAAGCCCACUUUGGUGAAAUCGAGCAGCGUGGUGCCGCCGUAACGCCCAAAGGACGUUCCCUCUACGACGCGGUCCUGGCAGAGGUUAGCCACUUUGACUGGGUGAGCGAUUUCAAUGCUCGUCUGCCUGAUAAUUGGAAUGAUCUGCUUGAGCAGGGAUUGGUCUACUGUCUUUAUCGUGUUCAGAAGACCGACCUUUCCCAGGGUUUCAACAGAAUUGCGCGUGCUGAGCCUGUUUCUGUACAGCAGCUACUCAAGGACGGAAUUCUAGAGGCUAUUCCACAAACAUACGAAGAUUUUUUACCUAUUUCUGCAGCGGGCAUAUUCCGAUCUAAUCUAUCAGAGAGUGGCAGCAGCGAAUCUAGCCAUUUCAGCAAUGCAAGCAGUGGGACUGCGGAGAGGAAGCCUGACAUGGAGCACGAUCAUCAGUUCCCCAAAGGCAACUGGAGCUUUUCCGAUCAGGAUGGGUUUGAAGAGGCUCUUGGGUGUAAGGUCAUGGAUCCGUAUCAGUGGUAUGCGAAUGCACAGGGGGAAAGUCUGCAGGAAUGUUCGAGGAUACUUGGACUCGCUAUCAGUGAACGUGUAUAA